Messenger RNA from Syngnathus typhle (broad-nosed pipefish), 1742 nucleotides. RefSeq names its product transmembrane p24 trafficking protein 2 (gene tmed2). Gene Ontology annotation, cellular component: Golgi apparatus; endoplasmic reticulum; COPII-coated ER to Golgi transport vesicle. The record is from RefSeq and is a predicted model, not a curated record. The coding region runs from base 180 to 806 and encodes 208 amino acids. Lineage: Eukaryota; Metazoa; Chordata; Actinopteri; Syngnathiformes; Syngnathidae. The transcript has 5 exons. Gene Ontology annotation, biological process: intracellular protein transport; Golgi organization; endoplasmic reticulum to Golgi vesicle-mediated transport.
GCCGCUUACCGUUUAAGCCGUACGUGGCAAUCGCACGGCGGCCGCAGUUCGCCACUUGGGCUUUUCCACUCCGGCUCCAAAUCAGCCGCACGGCAUUGAAGCCCAGCAGGGAAGACAGCGCACCGCGGAUACAAUUGAGUUCAACGGAGUUCUUUUUGUUUUCCUGAAGUCCAGCAACAAUGUUCACCGCGUCGGAGCUGGUUGUCCUGCUGGCCGUCCUAUCCGCUACGGCGUCCGGCUACUUCGUUAGCAUCGACGCCCAGGCCGACGAGUGCUUCUACGAGCGAGUCAACUCCGGCACCAAGAUGGGUCUCAUGUUCGAGGUAGCCGAGGGCGGCUUCUUGGAUAUCGACGUGGAGAUCACCGGGCCGGACGGCAAGCAGAUCUACAAGGGCGACCGGGAGUCGAGCGGCAAGUACUCGGUGGCGGCGCACAUGGACGGCACCUACAAGUUCUGCUUCAGCAACAAAAUGUCCACCAUGACGCCCAAGAUCGUCAUGUUCACCAUCGACAUCGGCGAGGCGCCCAAAAACCAGGACAUGGAGACGGAAGGUGGCGGCGUCACUUGGGAUGCGCACCAAAACAAGCUGGAGGAGAUGAUCAACGAGCUGGCCGUGGCCAUGACGGCCGUCAAGCACGAGCAGGAGUACAUGGAGGUCCGCGAGAGGAUACACAGAGCCAUCAACGACAACACAAACAGCCGAGUGGUGCUGUGGUCCUUCUUCGAGGCUCUCGUCCUGGUGGCCAUGACGCUGGGACAGAUUUACUACCUGAAGAGAUUUUUCGAAGUGCGGCGGGUGGUGUAGUGGCGUGGCGUGGCGUGGCGGCACAACGUGGAGCGAACCCUCGUCCUCCUUGAGACAAUUGUUUGCAACGCAGACUGGUAGUUUUCACCACUUCUGAUUUCUCAAUUAGGUUGUAAAAAAAAUGGCCGCAGGAUUCUGUCAGGUUUUUUUUCCUAAAUAUUCUUUUUUUUUUUUUUUUUUUUAAAUCCGGUUGUCUUCAACCCCCCCUCCCCCCAUGUGGUUUCAUUAGUUUGCCAGUACUGUUUUGUGACAUCAUCUGCGCAUUUUAAAUCAAGACAGAAGGCGCUGGAAAUAUCAAAGGCGAGUUUUGUUAUUUUUGGGGUUGUUGUGUGGUGCUUUGAUCUGAAUGGCGCUUGCGUUUCCGAGGUUAUAAAAAGUCAAACGGGCCAUUUGAAUUGGCAGCAUUUCUAGCAAAUAGUUUAAUCUGAGGGGAAAAAGACACGUUGGUGGUGGGGUGGGGUGGGGGUGCGGAUCUACUGACUGCUGUGUUCUUUCUGUGGCUGCUUACUAUGUCGGGGGAUUUUAAAUGAAUGCGAUUGUACAACAGUUGGGACUUAUUUUGUCAUUGUUUUGGAGCACUUUCCCUAAGACGCAGCGGUCGGAUGUCAUUUUUGUUGCGCCCGAUUCGACAUCCUUUUUUAUGUGUUGUUAUUUCGGCUCCUUUUCGAAACGUCCAAAGCCGCCGUGGCUCUCUUGACUUUGGCGGCUGCGUCCUGUGCGUUGCAUCUCAACUGGAAGUGCUCCUAAGCUUUUGUAUUUGUAAAAAAAACACCCAACCAACCAACCAACCAACCCUUGGUGUUUGCUCAGGCAGGAAAACUCCUCUGCACUCAGUCUCCCAUUUUCAGACUCCGACCCUGAUGCAUCCUUCUGUACAAAUGUAGAAUGGUUGUUGAAAACAAGCCCCAGGUUUCAUAAUAAAGAAAUUCUAAACCA